Molecule: messenger RNA, 2443 nt
Organism: Triticum urartu
Lineage: Eukaryota; Viridiplantae; Streptophyta; Magnoliopsida; Poales; Poaceae
Gene: TDP1
Product: tyrosyl-DNA phosphodiesterase-like protein
Biological process (GO): DNA repair
Cellular component (GO): nucleus
Molecular function (GO): double-stranded DNA binding; protein binding; 3'-tyrosyl-DNA phosphodiesterase activity
Source: RefSeq, a predicted model, not a curated record
CCGCUCGGUCCCUCCUCCUUCGUCUUCCUCUUGACCACUUGACCGCUCUUUCUCCCGUGGCCAUGUGCUAGGGUUUAGUCUUGUAGUACUAGACACAGGGUUUAGGAUCCGGGAGGAGCCCGGCUCCCCUCCCAAACCGCUCUCAUGUCGUCUUCCUCCCGAGUAAGGGUUGGGACUUUGGUUCCCUUCGUUGAAGGCAAAUCUGGGUCACCGAAUGCGUCGUCGCUGCCAAUGCCAAGCAUUCCCAUCUUCAAGGGCUCCAAUGUCGUUGGGAGGAGUAAUUUGGUGGCUGUUGACAAGAGAGUCAGCCGCAAGCAUUUGAGCCUGCGCGCCUUGCCUGAUGGCUCCCUCGAAGUCGUCGUGGAGGGGACAAAUCCCAUUGUUGUCCAAUCAGAGGGUCAGAGAAGAAAAGUUUGUGCUCAGCAGAGAGCCAAGAUUAUGCACGAUGAUGUCGUGGAGCUGAUUCCCGGUGAAUAUUUUAUGAAGUAUGUCAAUAUGAGCGAUGAGCGUAAAAGUUCCACAUCAGUCGAGUCACAUGACUUAAAGAAAGGGAAGAGGCAUAGCGAGGAAGAUAGUGUAGCUGCGAAGAGAAAUCGACAAGUUAUGGAAGAUGAGGCUUUGGCAAGAACAUUGCAGGAAAGCUUUGCAGAAGAGAGUACAUCUGUUACUGAAGUAUUAAGUUCACUUGAUAGUGCUGGUUCUUCCGAGAGAAACAAAGAGAGAACACAUUCUGUCGGUCCUUUGAAAGAUACACUUCCGUUGACUUUUCGACUCAUGCGUGUCCAAGGUCUUCCGUCAUGGACUAACACUUCAACAGUUACCAUUCAGGAUGUCAUACAGGGUGAAGUGCUUCUUGCUGUACUCUCAAAUUAUAUGGUGGACAUGGAUUGGUUGCUUACUGCAUGUCCAAGUCUAAGGAAAGUUCCACAUGUCCUAGUUCUGCAUGGAGAAGAUGGUGCUUCAUUGGAGCGCUUGAAGAAAACGAAGCCUGCAAAUUGGAUCCUUCACAAGCCCCCGCUCCCAAUAUCAUUUGGAACACAUCAUUCGAAGGCCAUGCUGCUUGUAUAUCCUCAAGGGAUUCGUGUUGUUGUUCACACUGCAAAUUUGAUACAUGUUGACUGGAACAACAAAAGUCAGGGACUAUGGACACAAGAUUUUCCCUGGAAGGAAGCAAAUGAUAUGAGUACAAAUAUUGGUUUUGAGAAUGACCUGGUUGAUUAUCUCAGGGCACUUAAGUGGCCCGAGUUCAGGGUAAAUCUCCCAGUUGCUGGUGAUGUCAACAUCAAUGCAGCCUUCUUUCGGAAAUUUGAUUAUAGUAGCUCAACGGUCAGGUUGAUCGGAUCUGUUCCUGGUUAUCAUGUCGGCCCCAAUAUGAAAAAGUGGGGCCAUAUGAAGCUCAGGAGUGUUCUUGAAGAGUGCGUAUUUGAAAAGCAGUUUUGCAAGUCACCACUUAUUUAUCAGUUUUCGUCCUUGGGGUCACUUGAUGAGAAAUGGAUGACUGAGUUUGCAUGUUCGUUAUCAGCUGGUAAAGCAGAUGAUGGAUCACAGUUGGGUAUCGGGAAACCACUGAUUGUAUGGCCAACAGUGGAGGAUGUUAGGUGCUCAAUAGAGGGCUAUGCAGCUGGCAGUUGCAUUCCAAGUCCUCAAAAGAAUGUUGAGAAAGAUUUCUUGCGAAAAUAUUGGUCCAGGUGGAAAGCAGACCACGUAGGCCGUUGCCGUGCUAUGCCGCACAUAAAAACUUUUACUCGCUACAAUGGUCAAAAUAUUGCAUGGUUUCUGCUUACCUCAUCAAAUUUAAGCAAAGCUGCUUGGGGAGCACUGCAGAAGAACAAUACACAGCUGAUGAUACGAUCAUAUGAGUUAGGUGUAUUGUUCUUGCCCAAAACUCUCCAGUCUGUUCCACAAUUUUCAUGCACAGACAAGAGCCGCUCAAACCUGGAUAAACUUGCCCUUGGUAAGAACAUCAAGACCAAGCUGGUGACACUUUGCUGGAAAGGCGAUGAAGGGAAGGAUCCAUCUGCAGAAGCUGUGAGAUUGCCAGUGCCGUAUCAACUCCCUCCACAACUCUACGGCCCGGAAGAUGUCCCAUGGUCUUGGGAUCGGAGGUACACGAAGAAGGAUGUGUAUGGCUCAGUCUGGCCACGCCAUGGCUAGCUUAGCUAAGCUGCGUGCCGAUGAUUGUCAAGCGCGUUCAGGUCCACACGAACCUGGAGUAUGUUGAUUGAUCGUUGGUGGAAUCAUCGGUUGAUAGGACCUGAUUGCUUGUGCACCCUGUUUCUAAGGCCUCUUGCUCCCGGCCAACUGUGGUAGAAACCGGAAGCAACGGAACGAACAUUUGUUUGACAGAAUUAUUUGAAACGUCGGAUAUUUUCAGCUUACUGGAACGUGCGCAGAAGUUAUUUGCGGCUUUGCUGAUAUGAUGUUUAUACACCGUCUUUGUAUC